Manihot esculenta (cassava) is the source of this 1424-nucleotide messenger RNA. RefSeq names its product CBL-interacting serine/threonine-protein kinase 20. Lineage: Eukaryota; Viridiplantae; Streptophyta; Magnoliopsida; Malpighiales; Euphorbiaceae. The transcript has a single exon. The coding region runs from base 60 to 1424 and encodes 454 amino acids. Gene Ontology annotation, biological process: signal transduction; protein phosphorylation. Gene Ontology annotation, molecular function: ATP binding; protein kinase activity. The record is from RefSeq and is a predicted model, not a curated record.
UGAUCCUUGGACAUUAUUGAACCUUUUCUAAUUUCUUUGUCUGAAAAAGGAAGGAAGAAAUGGAGAAGAAAGGUGCUAUAUUGAUGAAUAGGUAUGAGCUAGGGCGAUUGCUUGGACAAGGGACUUUCGCCAAAGUGUACCAUGCACGAAAUCUUCAAUCUGGCCAAAGUGUUGCCAUCAAAAUUAUCAACAAAGAGAAGAUUUUAAAGGGUGGUUUGAUUGAUCAAAUCAAGAGGGAAAUUUCAGUUAUGAGGCUUGUUAGACAUCCCAAUAUUGUUCAGCUCUAUGAGGUCAUGGCAAGCAAGAACAAGAUAUAUUUUGCCAUGGAAUAUGUUAGAGGUGGUGAGCUUUUCAACAAGGUUGCCAAAGGGAAGCUCAACGAAGACGUUGCUAGAAAAUAUUUCCAACAACUGAUUGGAGCAGUUGAUUUUUGCCAUAGCCGAGGUGUCUAUCAUCGAGAUAUCAAGCCUGAAAAUCUGCUUCUUGAUGAAAAUGGUAACCUCAAGGUUUCAGAUUUUGGGCUGAGUGCUUUGUGGGAUUCAAGAAAGCAAGACGGGCUUCUCCACACAACUUGUGGAACUCCUGCUUAUGUUGCUCCUGAAGUCAUUACCAAGAACGGGUAUGAUGGGGCUAAAUCUGACAUAUGGUCUUGUGGGGUGGUUCUGUUCGUUCUAUUGGCUGGUUAUCUUCCAUUUAAUCACCAAAAUAUCAUGGAACUUUACAGGAAGAUCAUCAAAGGGGAAUUCAAGUGCCCUACCUGGAUUAACUCAGGGGCUCGGAAGCUUAUUUCUAGCAUUCUUCACCCCAAUCCUAACUCAAGAAUCGCCAUUGAUGACAUAACGAGCAAUUCUUGGUUUAAAAAGGGUUACAAACAGAUUGAAGCCCCACCAUCACCGCAAGGUCAAGCCAGAUGCACGUUGCUUAAGGAUGUCCAUGAAGCAUUCAACUCAUCAUUACCAUCAGAAAACAAAAACAGUUCCCAGAAAGAAGUUAUAGCAGCAGACACAAGAAGCCCUGUGAGACCAACAAAUUACAAUGCAUUUGAUAUAAUCUCUCGAUCAAAAGGCUUUGAUUUAUCAGGGUUAUUUGAGGAAGAUAGAUAUCAAAGGCUAGAGGCAAGAUUCACCAGCAAAAAACCAGCAUCAACGAUCGUGUCAAAAUUCCAGGAGAUAGCAACGAUGGAGAGCUUCAAUUUUAACAAGAAAGACGGAACAGUGAAGUUGCUGGGGUGCAAGGAAGGAAGAAAAGGCCAACUUGAAAUAGAUGCUGAAAUAUUUGAAGUUACGCCAUCUUUUUUUGUGGUUGAGUUGACGAAAGCAUCGGGAGAUACAAUUGAGUACAAGAAUUUCUGUAACCAGGAAUUGAGACCUUCCCUUAAAGAUAUAGUUUGGGCAUGGCAAGGGAAUGAUCAGCAGCAAUCAUAG